AAUCAUAGAGCAACGUGUCUCUGUCAUGGCAGCUGCUCCAGGUGGCAGUUUUCUGAGCACUGUCUCCAGUUGAUCACAGCAGGAAGAACCAGUGCCUCAUCUUCCUCACCCGGACGGGGGAAAUGCUGUGACAGAUGUAUUUAAAGAGACCUGCAGCUGGUCUCGCCUUCUGUCUCUUCUAUUUGGCUUCUUAUUUCACCAACAAGUAUGUCCUGUCUGUCCUGAAAUUCACCUACCCUACCCUUUUUCAAGGGUGGCAGACAUUAGUUGGUGGAUUUCUGCUCCAUGUCUCCUGGAAGCUGGGCUGGGUGGAGAUCAGUUGCAGUUCAAGUUCUGAAGUACUGACAUGGCUCCCGGCUUCAGCGCUUUUUGUGGGCAUUAUCUAUGCAGGUUCCAGGGCAUUAGCUAGACUGCCAAUUCCUGUGUUCCUUACUGUCCACAAUGCAGCAGAAGUUAUAACCUGUGGAUUCCAGAAGUUUGUGCAGAAAGAGCAGACCUCUCUCCUAAAAAUCUGUAGUGUGCUAUUCCUUCUGAUCGCAGCAGGGUGCCUUCCUUUGUUUGACACGCAGUUUGAUCCAGAUGGCUAUUUCUGGGCUCUAAUUCACUUGAUCUGUGUUGGGGUUUACAAAGUCAUUCACAAGUUGUGGAAAACUAGUUCCUUAAGUGAUUUAGACCAACAAUAUAUAAACUAUGUAUUCAGUGUGGUGCUUUUGGCCUCUGCAUCCCAUCCAGCAGGUGAUCUCUUCAGUGCCUUGGACUUUCCAUUUCUGUACUUCUACAGAUUUCACAGCAGCUGCUGUGCCAGUGGACUGUUGGGAUUCUUUCUGAUGUUGCACACAGUGAAGCUAAAAACCAUCACAUCCUCAUGGCAAUAUGCAGCCUGGAGUUUCCUUGCAAAGGCUACCACCAUUUCCUGUGCUGAUCCUUUUCUCUUUUGUAACCUUGAAAGUCUGGAGGCUGAGGUGAAGAAUCAUUCAGAAUGCAAACACACAAGCUGUGGGCUUAGCCUUGGAUCAAGUGUGGUUUACCGCGAAGCAGCAGAGCAUUAGAACAACUGGUCACUCCAUAAAACUGGAAGGCAGUAAUUUUCAAACAGCUAAAAGGCAAUGCUUCUUCGAUUCAAUAUACUGCAUAAUUAACCUGUGAAAUUCAGGCCAUAAAAUGAACAAUAUUGAGGCAAUCAGUUUAGUAGGAUUAAAGAGAGGAUUGUACAUUUUACAGGUCUAGUCCUGCUCCAGUGAAGUCAGUGGCAACACUCUUGCUGACUUCAACAGGAGCAGGAACAGACCCUGUAUGUAUGGCAUUCUUUCUAGGACAAAAGCGCAAGGACUAGCAAACCACAUGCUCCAGAGCAAAAAGUGAACACAAAUGAGGGUCAAGAAGAAAUCUCCCUCCCUCUGCAGAAUACAUCUGUAGCACAGCUAGUUGCAUUAUCAGAGGAUUAUACAUUCUUCUGAAACCUCUUACAUUGGCUAGUACCAGAGACAGGAUACAUCAGCAGACAAACCAUUGGUCUGUUCCAUUACAGCAGUUCCUAUCAUUCUAGCACAUAGAACAUAUUACUUUUUUUUUGUUGCUGUCAUUUCAUGCACACCUAUUACACUAUAUACAAGUGUAAUAACCAUAAUAAUAAUAAUUAAUAGGACAAAUCAGUUAUCCCUACUAACUUCUUGGACUCAACUGUCCGAGAAGAAAGACACCAGCAGUUUGAGGCGUCUGGAGUUAAUGGGAAGAAAUUGGGGGGAAAAGAGGACAUUUUAGGGUGUUGAAGUGACAGUGGAGAAAAAACAAUGUCUUAUAUGGUGUCCUUCACUGAGCACUGGGGGAUAGCAACACGUCAGUCUUUAAUGAGAGGGUUUUUUGACAAUGUGACGUAUUGAAAAUAUUAAUUUUGUCCCUUGGGAAUUGAUUAUAUAGUCUCAAAUAGCUAUCUCUUGAUCUAAUGUGCAUGUACCAACAGCAGCAAGAAUGGAAAAAUAAUCUUCUUAUAAAAUCAGAAAGACAAAGUUAGUUGGGCCUAAUGAAAUUCACUAUUUCCAGUCCGUCAGUGCCCUGGGUUAUCCUCAUUUGACAAGACUUCAACUGUUGCUUGGAUUCUCCAGUGCUCCUUGGCUUCAGCUAAGCAGGCUUUGUUAAUAGAGGAUAUACUUGUGCACCUGUUUGAAUCUUGGCUGAAAGCAGUUUUAUACAACAAAGCAGACCACAUGGAGAACUUGUAUGCAUAAAGUUCUCUUUUCUUCUUUGAACUGGUGAAAAAAAUCACUGUCUGGUUUACAUAUGCAGUGGUCACAUUGCAGAGAAAUCUUUUAACACAAACCAAAGCAGAGUUAAAAUUGAGUUGAGUACUAUAACAGCUCUGCAUUUUAUAGGCCGAAGCUGUCUGGUGUAGUGCCACCAAUCACAUUACUCAUAGGAAGGGGGAAUGUGUGUUUUGGCCAUUGGCAUCAGUAGCAGAUACCAUAUGCUUCUUGUUUUGGUUCUCUCUGUAUUAUUACAGGACGUCUGAUGUUUGGGUACAAGAGAGAAGGUAGGGUGGGAUGGAUAUUUGAUGGCCAAAAAGAAAUAGCUACCACAAUUUCAACCAAGUCUUGAGUUUUAUGAGAGAAAAAAGGUUUUUGUUAAAGUCUCAAGAUGUCUUUUGUUUUUGGGGAAGUAAUUAAAGUGAGUUAUGACAUACUUGCAAUA
Molecule: messenger RNA, 2685 nt
Organism: Mauremys reevesii (Reeves's turtle)
Lineage: Eukaryota; Metazoa; Chordata; Testudines; Geoemydidae
Gene: SLC35D4
Product: transmembrane protein 241
Exons: 14
Coding region: 135-1049 (304 amino acids)
Cellular component (GO): Golgi apparatus
Molecular function (GO): antiporter activity
Source: RefSeq, a predicted model, not a curated record